AUGAAUACUGAUUCUGAUUUUAUAUAUAAUAAUCAACAAUGUAAACUUCAAAAAUUCAAUACAGAAAGAAAAGUUUCUGAAAUACUCUAUCUCUUUGAGAGAAAAUAUGAUAGUAAAAAUCAAUUCUAUCAUACUGGAAGCCGUCGAAAUUCUAACUAUAAUCAUGAUUAUAAACAACCGUAUCAACAAAAUCAAGGUGACCAAUAUCCACAACAUUAUCAAUACCCACCAGUAAAACAAGAACAACAACAACAACAACAACAACCUUUUAAACAAAACCAAGACGCACAAUAUCCACAGCAAUACCAACAAGUAAAGCAAGAACAAGUGAAAACAAAUCAGCCAAAGAAAGAACAGAUGAUACCAGAUCGACAAUCACCACAACAAAAGCAACAACAAAGAUAUCCAUUUGAAGAAGCAUGCAAGGAACUAGAAGAACAGCUGAAACAAAAAGAGAAAAUGUAUCAGAAGCAGAUUGAACAGAACAUACAAGCAUUGAAAAAGGUAGAAGAUAAGGAGGAAAAAAUAAAGAAACUCAAGAAGGAGAAAUCUGAAGUAAAGAAAGAAUUGAAUUGCUCAAAGCAAAAGUUAGAAUCAACAAUAGCAGAAAAAGAAGCAUUAAAGAAAAGAAUGGCUGAAAUACAUAAAUUAGCAACUGCAAAAAGAAUGAGAAUUAAAAAGAUUUAA
This is a messenger RNA of Heterostelium album PN500, 687 nucleotides long. RefSeq lists its product as uncharacterized. The record is from RefSeq and is a predicted model, not a curated record. The coding region runs from base 1 to 687 and encodes 228 amino acids. The transcript has 3 exons. NCBI's taxonomy places the organism in Eukaryota, Evosea, Eumycetozoa, Acytosteliales, Acytosteliaceae.